Komagataella phaffii GS115 is the source of this 942-nucleotide messenger RNA. RefSeq lists its product as uncharacterized. Gene Ontology annotation, cellular component: extracellular region. The transcript has a single exon. The coding region runs from base 1 to 942 and encodes 313 amino acids. The record is from RefSeq and is a predicted model, not a curated record. NCBI's taxonomy places the organism in Eukaryota, Fungi, Ascomycota, Pichiomycetes, Pichiales, Pichiaceae.
AUGAAGCUCUCCACCAAUUUGAUUCUAGCUAUUGCAGCAGCUUCCGCCGUUGUCUCAGCUGCUCCAGUUGCUCCAGCCGAAGAGGCAGCAAACCACUUGCACAAGCGUGCUUACUACACCGACACAACCAAGACUCACACUUUCACUGAGGUUGUUACUGUCUACCGAACUUUGAAACCGGGCGAAAGUAUCCCAACUGACUCUCCAAGCCACGGUGGUAAAAGUACUAAAAAGGGUAAGGGUAGUACCACUCACUCUGGUGCUCCAGGAGCUACCUCUGGUGCUCCAACUGACGACACCACUUCGACUAGUGGCUCAGUAGGGUUACCAACUAGCGCAACUUCAGUUACCUCUUCUACCUCCUCUGCAAGUACAACAAGCAGUGGAACUUCAGCCACUAGCACUGGUACCGGUACUAGCACUAGCACUAGCACUGGUACUGGUACUGGUACUACAGGCACAGGAACCACUAGUUCCAGCACUAGCUCUUCUGCUACUUCGACUCCAACCGGUUCUAUCGACGCUAUCAGCCAGACACUUCUGGAUACUCACAAUGAUAAGCGUGCUUUGCACGGCGUCCCAGACCUUACUUGGUCUACCGAACUCGCUGACUACGCCCAAGGUUACGCCGAUUCAUACACUUGUGGCUCUUCAUUAGAACACACAGGUGGACCAUACGGUGAAAAUUUGGCCUCUGGAUACUCUCCUGCUGGCAGUGUAGAAGCAUGGUACAACGAGAUCAGCGACUACGAUUUCUCUAACCCAGGUUAUUCUGCUGGUACCGGUCACUUCACCCAAGUUGUCUGGAAAUCAACUACACAGCUGGGCUGUGGAUACAAGGAGUGCAGUACCGACAGAUACUACAUCAUCUGCGAAUACGCACCUCGUGGAAAUAUUGUUUCUGCCGGCUACUUCGAAGACAACGUCCUGCCUCCUGUUUGA